CAUGUGAACUCAGCCCGCCCCUUCAGCACUGUAGCAAGUAGAGAGCUUUGAUGCGCUGCUGUGGUUGCCAUCGUCUCUCGGAUGAUGGCGGCGACACCGAAUCCCUACCGUGGCGAAUUCGAAUAACAAUAAUUAAGUUAGAAACCUAUUAAAAUCGGAUUGUAACGUUGCAUAUUAGUACUAAGGCGUUCAACACAUACUGGUUUCGAAUAUUGAAGGAAACGGGUCCGGUAAGUGUUCAUUUGCGGCAGGGUUUUGCGAAUACGACUCCGCGAAAGGAAGAGGAACGCAAAUUUUGCAGGGGGAGAGUCUGGAUUCUCUUCUUUCUCCGCCAUUUUGUGACAACAAGAAGCAGAACACGAUAACCGACAGGUAGCUAACGUUAGCUGAACAUUUUUGGUAAAACAGUUUAAGGCGAUGCACAUUUUAUACAUUUAUUUGAGAUCAUCCUUAAAAAGCUCAGAAUGACAAAUGAGGAACCUCUUCCAAAGAAGGUUCGCCUCAGUGAAUCUGACAUGAAGACCCUGACCAGAGAGGAACUGUGUGUGAGGUGGAACCAACAUGAAGCCUAUGUCCAGAUCCUGGAGGCAAAAUAUGCUGAUCUGAAUUCGAACGAUGUGACUGGGCUGAAGGAGUCUGAGGAGAAGCUGAAGCAGCAGCAGCAGGAGGCGUCACGCAGGGAGAACAUCCUGGUCAUGCGGCUCGCUACCAAGGAGCAGGAAAUGCAAGAGUGUACAACCCAGAUCCAGUACCUCAAGCAAGUACAGCAACCCAGUGCCGCCCAACUGCGGUCAUCCAUGGUAGACCCGGCCAUCAACUUAUUUUUCCUCAAAAUGAAGGGUGAACUGGAACAGACUAAAGACAAACUGGAGCAGGCCCAAAAUGAACUGAGUGCCUGGAAAUUUACACCAGAUAGCCAGACGGGGAAGAAGCUAAUGGCCAAGUGCCGGAUGCUGAUCCAGGAGAACCAGGAGCUGGGGAGGCAGCUGUCCCAGGGACGUAUCGCACAGUUGGAGGCAGAGCUGGCCCUGCAGAAGAAGUACAGCGAGGAGCUCAAGAGCAGCCAAGACGAGUUGAACGAUUUCAUCAUCCAGCUGGAUGAGGAAGUAGAGGGCAUGCAGAGCACCAUCCUGGUCCUCCAGCAGCAGCUCAGGGAGACCCGUCAGCAGCUCUCCCAGAACCCAGCACAGGCUGCCUCUGCCGGGGCAGGCCCCAGCAGGACUUCACCCUCUGCCGAGCCCCCCAGCCAGCCCGAGCAGCCCUCCGCCCAAGCCGGGAAAGACUGCGGAAGGGUCUCCAACGGACCAAGCAAUGGCAGCUCAUCCUCCCUGAGGGAUGUGGCGACCACCCCCAGCCUGUACCGCGAGGUCAGCAGCACAGAGGAAGACUUUCCCCCGUCCCCCAUGGUCUCCAGCCCCGGUGAGGGCGAGACGAAACUCUCCAACCACUCAGAGGAUGCAGCGGGGGGCCAGACUGGUGGCAGUGCAGGGGGUACAGCAGCAGGGGGGUUCGGGAGCCAGCUGAGCACAGGGUAUGAGAGCGUGGACUCCCCGACGGGCAGCGAGACGUCCCUGACGCAGCACUCGAACGACACAGACUCCAACACCGACCCCCACGAAGACAAGUCUGCCCCGGUCGUCAAGGGCAACAGGACUGCGGGGUCGCGGCAGGCUCAGAACGGCCUGAGCGCGAGCGGUGGCACAGUUUUGUAAUGUACUUUAUAAUAACACGUCAUUUGUCUUUUUCUUUUUAUACGAGACACAAACGCAUAGUUGGUAACACAGAACUGCUGUCCAGAACUUUUUCUCCUCUCCUUUGCCUAUCGUGAUACCUCUUCCACAAGUUAAAGAAAAUAAUUGCAUUGCUAAACAGGAACACGUGAAAUUAAUUAAUGUAUGUGCAUAUGACUUGAGUUUUGUAUGAUUCAAGCUAGAUCUUUUUUUUCUUUGGUCUCUUGGUUAUUUGAACAUGUAGAUCGAUAACAUUCUUGUUUGAACUCUUGACAAACUCAAGUGAUCAAGCAUCUGGUGUUGUAGUCAUGCUCAAUAAAAGUCAAACCACAGUUCACUUUAGUAGCUUUGCAAUGUUAAAGGAUGUUAUCUUUUAGAUGUUGACUUUUAUUUUUUUUAAAUCCUUGGCAAAAUACAUUUCUGUUUGACAAUGUGUGUAGUUUCUACGCGAUGUACCUUGUUGAAUUCAUUAUUCUGACUUCCAUCCUUCUCAUGUACUGACCAAAUAUCAAUAAAGACUUUUAAUAUGAUA
Messenger RNA from Salvelinus namaycush (lake trout), 2262 nucleotides. Its product is annotated as pre-mRNA-splicing regulator WTAP-like. Bases 465 to 1712 code for a protein of 415 amino acids. Gene Ontology annotation, cellular component: nucleus. The transcript has 8 exons. The record is from RefSeq and is a predicted model, not a curated record. NCBI's taxonomy places the organism in Eukaryota, Metazoa, Chordata, Actinopteri, Salmoniformes, Salmonidae. Gene Ontology annotation, biological process: regulation of alternative mRNA splicing, via spliceosome.